Molecule: messenger RNA, 5644 nt
Organism: Corythoichthys intestinalis (scribbled pipefish)
Lineage: Eukaryota; Metazoa; Chordata; Actinopteri; Syngnathiformes; Syngnathidae
Gene: atp8b3
Product: ATPase phospholipid transporting 8B3
Exons: 27
Coding region: 27-3347 (1106 amino acids)
Biological process (GO): Golgi organization; phospholipid translocation
Cellular component (GO): trans-Golgi network; plasma membrane
Molecular function (GO): ATP binding; ATPase-coupled intramembrane lipid carrier activity; ATP hydrolysis activity
Source: RefSeq, a predicted model, not a curated record
UACACUUUCAUGAACAGCUCAUCGUCAUGGAUAAGGACAGCACGGAAUCAGGUCUCACAUGGCAGGUGAGGGCCAAUCAGCGUGACUACCACAAGAGGCAGAUGAAGAAAUCCUUCCUGGGCUUCCGGUGGGGCCGCUGCUCGGACAAUCAAGUACGCAGCUACAAAUACACAGCUCUCACUUUCCUGCCGAUGAAUCUGUUUGAGCAGUUCCAGCGAGCCGCCAAUCUCUACUUCCUCUUCAUGAUGGUGUUGCAGUGCGUCCCCAUCAUUUCAUCAGUCCAAUGGUACAUCUCCAUCAUCCCGAUGAUACUCAUCCUCUCCGUGAGAGGAGCGAAGGACCUCAUUAAUGACAUGGCAAGGAGACGUAGCGACUCGGAGGUCAACUCGCGACCGUGUGACGUGCUCAUCUCCCAGAGAUUCAUAACAGCGCAGUGGAAAGAUGUGUGCGUGGGAGAUAUCGUGCGCAUCCACAAAGACCAAACCGUCCCCGCAGAUGUUGUGCUCCUAUGCAGCUCUGAGCCUCACAGUCUCUCCUAUGUGGAAACAGCUGACAUUGAUGGAGAGACAAACCUGAAGUUCCGACAGGCUCUCCGUGUGACGCACGAAAAGUUGACGACAGAACCUUCAGAGUGUACUCUUGCCAGCUUUGAUGGUGUGGUGUUCUGCGAGGAACCCAACGAUGGCUUGCAUGUCUUUAGAGGGCGGCUACACUGGAAAGGGGAACGUUUCCUACUGGACAACGAGCACCUCCUCCUGAGGGGUACCGUCUUACGUAACACGUUGAUCGCCUACGGUUUGGUCAUCUAUGCUGGUGCCGACACGAAGAUCCUGAGGAACUGCGGGAAAGUGCGGGCCAAGAGAACUCGCUUGGAGAACAUUCUUAACAGAGCAGUGAUUGGAAUUGUGGUGUUUUUGUUGGUGGUUGUGCUUCUUCUGGCCAUCGGCUGUGGGGUGUUUACACACCGGGUCAUGAUCCGCACAGAGUUUCUUUCUCCUCUGGUCAUCAAUGGUGACCCGGUCUACGCGGGCUUUCUGGUCUACUGGAGCUACUUCAUGCUGCUUGGCCCGGCCGUGCCCAUCAUGCUCUAUGUCACGUUUGAGAUGAUCCAUACGUACCACAGCAAGUUUAUUAAUUGGGAUUUGGAGAUGUACUGGGAUCAGACGGACUCCCCAGCACAGGCCCGAAGUACUUCCUUGUGUGAGGAGUUGGGCCAAGUAGAAUACCUGCUGAGCGACAAAACUGGAACGUUAACCCAAAAUCGUCUGCUCUUCAGGCAAUGCUGCAUUGCUGGGGAGAUCUACGGUGACGCAUCAGUCAGGGCCGAGGACACAGAGCUGAUGGACCUCUCCUGGAAUCCGUACUCCCGUGGUGGUCUGUUCAUGUUUGCUCCCACCUUGGUAGAACGUGUCCGAGCACAACAGUGUCCGACUGUCAUCCAAUUCUUCACAGCACUGACGGUGUGUCACACUGUCAUGGCCCAGUGGAAAGAAGAUGCUCCAGUUUACCAAGCAUCAUCUCCCGAUGAGGAAGCUCUCGUUGGCACCGCCAGAGAGCUGGGCUGGGUCUUCCUUUCCAGAACCAGAGACGUAAUAAACGUCUCCGAAAUGGGUGUCACACGUCACUAUAAGCUACUAGCAUUACUUGACUUCACCAGCCAUAGAAGACGGAUGUCGGUUUUGGUCCGGGAGCCGGAGGGGGCUUUAAAACUCUACUGCAAGGGAGCUGACAUAGUGAUACUGGAGAGGCUGCAGAGGGACUGUCCACAUCAGGAAAGCACUGAACAAGCCCUAGAGCUGUUUUCCCGGUCUUGUCUGAGGACCUUGUGCAUUGCCGUUCGAUCGGUUUCGGAGAUGUCAUGGAAUCAGUGGAGCAAAACUAUGGCUCAGGCUGCUACCAUGGCGACCUUCGACCGCAACGCCUUGCUGGAGACGCUUUAUGAUGAGAUGGAGCAAGAUCUCCAACUUCUAGGGGUUACAGCGAUAGAGGAUCGACUCCAAGAAGGCGUUCCUGAGACGAUUUCUCUCCUUCAACAAGCUGGGAUUAAAGUAUGGGUUCUUACAGGAGACAAAAAAGAAACGGCUAUCAACAUUGGAUAUGCAUGUAAACUACUGGAUCCCGAUACAAGAUUACUGGACUGGCAGGAGUUGAGGCAGAUCCUUCAAUCGCCAGACCCUGGGGUCCAUUUCCUGAAACUCAGGCAGACAGAUCUGUGGACUGUUCAAAAGGCUGCAGUACAGACUGCUGUGGUUCUUACUGGGCCUGAGCUGACAGAAUUUGACCAAAGACCAGAAUGGGCUGCCAAAUUCAUGGGCAUUGCACAACAAUGUCAGACGGUGUUGUGCUGCCGGGUAACACCUGGCCAGAAGGCAGACAUAGUUACUUUGGUCAGGAAGCACACAAGUUCCAUUACUUUGUCCAUCGGAGAUGGUGCAAAUGAUGUAAACAUGAUCAAAACUGCCCACGUCGGUGUUGGAUUGGCAGGAGUGGAAGGAGGUCAAGCUGUGCAGAAUGCUGACUUUUCCCUAUCCAGGUUCCGAUUUCUGCAAAGGCUGUUGCUGGUUCACGGACGCUGGUCAUACCGACGAAUAUCCCUCUUCCUGUGCUACUUCCUCUUUAAGACCUGUAGCUUUACACUAGUGCACCUGUGGUUUGGCAUCUUCAAUGGUUGCAGUGCUCAGUCUUUGUAUGAGACAUGGUUCAUCGCAUUUUACACUGCCUUCUACACAUCAUUCCAGAUUAUGUUUGUGGCUUUCUUUGAAAAGGACGUGAGUGCAGAGAACAGCCUGAGGUGGCCUGAACUGUACCAGUGUGGGCAGAGGCAGGAGCUUUCCAAUCCCCUAAUGUUGUUCGCGUCACUUGUGUACGCCCUCUAUGCUUCACUUGUUCUCUUCUUCAUACCCUGUGGAGUCUACUACAACACUGCCAUCGACUACCAGACCAUGGCGGUCACUGUGUCCAUGGCAGCCGUAUUUACUGCCAACAUAGAGAUCGUGCUGUUGACCAAACACUGGACAAAGUACAACAUUGGAGCUGUUUGCGUUUCUUUGCUGCUCUACUUCAUCUGUUCAAGGAUCACUCACAGCAAGUUCUUAUACCAGAGUGCACCUGCUGAUUAUUUAUUUUACGGCGCAUCUGACGAGGCCUUUGCGAAUCCAGUCGUUUGGCUCACAGCUCUUCUCACUGCCUGGACGGCCGUGUUGCCUUCAAUGACCUUUCGCGCCCUCACUAUCAUCCGAAUUUCCCGUGGCAAACUUAAGGUUCACAGCGUGUCCCACCAGUCAGUUGAAAUGAAAUCUGAGUACGGAAGCAAAACUUCUCUUUACCGUUCUUCGUUGACCAUCUGAAGCUCAAUUGUCAAUUCAGCACAAGGGAUUGUCUUUCUAGGACUGUCACAUACUGUAGAUGUAACUUGAUGGCCACCAUGAUGAAUCCAAGGAUUUCCCGCCAAAUAUUUAAAUGAUAAAACUGUAACAUUGUAGUUGUGCACUGUUAGUCCAUCUCCAGAGGAUAACUCAAGUCAUAAUAUUCUAACAUGUAUGCAAGUAUAUACUUUAAUAUCAAGAAUGGAAUUCUACAGUUGAAAAAGUUAUUUAACUGACAAGGUGCAACAUUUCAACACUCAUUAUUCAGGUAGAUUUUACAGUGUUGUGUGCUUCUUUGAAGAGGACACCAGAAUGUUUGCAGACUAAUUUCUAUCUUAUACAGUAAUGCUACUAGUAAUGUCACUUGGUGUAAUUUACACAAAAUUGCACGUCUAAACUAGAGGUGUGCAAAAUUUCUGCUUCUUAGAUUAUUCGCGAUUCGGCCGUGCAAGAUUCGAGAAUGAUUCACAAACACCCAAAUUUCGAUUAUGGAAAUAUGUCAAGUAAAGCGGAACUAAAACACAGGCAUCACGGUCUUCAGGACGCAAUGAGGAACGGACUGCAUUGCGUCCCGAGAGUAAAUAUCAUGCUUGCCAUUACACAGGUAAUAACAAAGCUCAACUCACGGCUCUGAUUCAACUCAUGCCGCUAGACAAAAAAACAAUAAUACCUCACUGCUGCCGACAGCCGCUACAUCAGGGGUGGGCAAACCGGUCCUCGAGGGCCGCAGUGGGUCCUGGUUUUUGUUCCAACUGACCCAGCACAGAUAGUUUAACCAAUGCGGUUUUAGCAGAAAUGAGAAGCACCUGACUGCAAUCGACUGAUUGCACUUGUAAAACAGCAGAUUGGUGAAAAGGUGUCCUCUUAAUGGGUUGCAACAAAAACCCGCACCAACUGCGGCAUUUGUGGAAUUAAUUGCCCACCCCUGCGCUACAUACUACGUCCACAUCAUGCUACGGUAGGUAAUAGAUAUCAUAUGUAUAUAGAACUAGAUGCAAAAUGACAGACUCAACAGCGUUAGCAGCACAUGUAUUGAAAACUAAAUGGGAAAUGACAGACUUGACGGCGUUAUUAACCAGCCGCCAUCUUAAAGCAGGAGACUUCUCUAGAAGGCUCUGUUGUAGCGAACCUAAUUAACUUUUUAUCUAAAAUACUCCUAAAUCGGCAAAAUCUCUCAAACAGUUUUAAAACCUUCACAUGUCUAAAGUAGACAGAAGGGGAAUUAUGGAAUAACGGGAGCAAUUUUAACAAUAUUUAUUAUAUGGGUUUCGCACUUCACCAACUUAGCUGUAUGGAUGCUCCAAUCAAAGUUUCGUUGUGCUUUUUGUAACAAUGACAAUAAAUAUUCUGAAUCUGAAUCUGAACUUUAACGGUUCAUUCACAACAUUAAAUUAAUUGAAUGUAGUUUAAAGCUGCUACAGAAUGGGGACUUGAGUAUUUUAUUUACUGCUUUGAACUGUUAACUUGAUACUGAAAUUGUCGUUUAUUUAGGCUUUUUGUACAAUUUUUGUAACUAAUGUACGAAACAUUGAAAGCAACUAAUAGCUUGGGGGUUUGUGGGUGUCAUCAAUAAUCGAUUUAUAAUCGAAUCGUUGCCUCUGAAUCGUAAUAUUAAUCUAAUCGUUAGAUGCCCAAAGAUUCUCACAUCUAGUCUAAACAUUAUCCUUUAAGUUCCUUAUACAGUUAGAAAAAACGUCCGAUAUAACGAUUUGUAGACAUGAAUAUUUGUAUAACUCUUGAUCCCUGUAUUUCCAUCUCUCUCCGUCUCCCCGACUCAUUUCCCUCUCUUGAGCUCUUUCCGCUCUACCUUUCUGGCUGUGCCUGUCUCUCUGUAUAUCUCUCUUUGUCUGUUAAAUGUGGUCUCUGGGAUGCGUUAAUUACAAAUGUUAAAAACAAAAACGAUGCGUUGAACACAUUCUUGUCACCACUUGCAUUCCAAACAAAGAAUAUCUGUCAGUGCACGAUUUCCCGGUACAUUGAUUACUUUUGUCCUUUUGUCAUUGUACCUUUUAAAUGACCAUGUAAGUAAGAUGUCUACAGUACUUUAUGUUGAUUUGUACACUUCGUAUUGAAUUGUUAUUAUUCCAGGUGGAAAAAAAGAACAUCCGAAAAUGUCACAGUAAUUCAAGAUCUGUCCAAUUUUGGCCUGGGAUAUUUUCUAUGUUUUUCUACUUUUUGUAUUGAAAUGCAAUUAAAUGCAUUUUUCCAGAGUUAAUAACAUUCCCGUCUAAUAUUUGUUUGUCGUCUACUAAAAUCUUUUCAUGUGAAAAUGUGUAGCU